UUAAUAUUUACUUCAUUAAGUUUAAGGUAUUACGAAUAGUCUCAAGAGAACAGUACAGACGUACUAUAUAUUGCAACGGUCUUAGAGAAUCUAAUUAAAUAAACUUUAAACAUUUUAAUUUAAGUAUUUUAUAAAAAAUGUUUGGAAAGAUCGGGGCUUUAGCUUGUUUUUUAUUGAUUAUACAACACGUAGUACGAACUAAAGCUGGUCAAUGUUCUGAUGUGAACAGCAUUACUUCUUUCACUCCAAAUGAUUUAGCUGGUGUUUGGUAUGUAGUUGCUAGGUAUCCUGAUCCAGGCUUUCUUUGUACUGAAGUUAAAUUUACAUUAUUAUCGAACGAUAACAUGAGAUUAGAGACCACUUACUCAAAUGCACCAGCUCAUCCUUGGGAUAAUGUAACAGUAAGUGCAGUUGUCUGUAGCAAUGUUACGACAGGUGGAUACACUAUCGUGUUUCAUUUAUAUAAUAAUCCCGCAAUGCCGGCAGUAGUUAUGAAAGUAUUAAAAUUAAAUACAAAAACACAUGCGUAUAUUUGUGGAUAUACAAAUUUAAAUGAUAAAAUUUAUGAUAGCUUUACUAUGAUUAUAACACGUAAGCGCAUAAUUCAUUCAAAAAAAUUGGCCGAAUAUGAAGACAGCGCUCCUCCCGGGGUUGACGGUUUCGGGAGUACAGUGAUGAUUCCCAUUGUACAAAGUGAGAGUUGCAAUACUGGGACUACCUCCACUCUAUCAUUUAUGAUUAUGGUUUUAACAUUGUUCUACACAGGUUUCCAGUGGAUUGAAUGA
This is a messenger RNA of Teleopsis dalmanni, 785 nucleotides long. RefSeq lists its product as uncharacterized. The coding region runs from base 138 to 785 and encodes 215 amino acids. The record is from RefSeq and is a predicted model, not a curated record. Lineage: Eukaryota; Metazoa; Arthropoda; Insecta; Diptera; Diopsidae. The transcript is spliced from 3 exons.